GUGGGAGAGGGGGAUGGGAUGGUGGAAAGGAGGUAUGAGGGAGGAGACCAGUAGACACAGAACAUUUCAAAGCAAAUAUCUGCCUGAUUCAGUCAGUGGAACUGGAAGUUGAGUGAACAGCUAGUUACUGUGUACAAUAGGGUUUGCAACUGCUGAGAUGAAAGAAGGAAACUAGAGCUGUUUGAGAGAAAAGCACAGUGAAGGGGACUGAAUAGAGGCAAGAGGAACUACAGCAGAGAAGGAGCAAGAUUUUCACCACCCACACCAUUCUACAGAGAAAAGGCAAGAGGAACUACAGCAGAGAAGGAGCAAGAUUUUCACCACCCACACCAUUCUACAGAGAAAAGAUGGAGUACAAAGUGACUGUGGCCACCGGGACCUCAGAAUAUUCAGGAACCAAUAACUAUAUAUAUGUGACUCUGGUUGGAGAGAGAGGAGAGAGCGAGAAAACUGUGCUGGACAAUCCAGGCCUAGACUUCUGCAGAGGAGCGGUGGAUGAUUACACAGUUAAAAGCGCUUCUGAUUUGGGUCCCCUGAUACUGGUGCGCCUGGAAAAGCAAAGGUACUGGGUGGAAGAUAACUGGUUCUGCCGUUAUGUGAAAGUCAGCAUACCUGGAGAAAGAUCCAGCUAUACUUUUCCCUGCUACCGUUGGCUAGUGGGAGAUAAAGUGGUAGUAGAGCUCAGAGAAGGCACAGCGAAAAAGAUCAGUGAUGAUACCUUGCCACUGGAGAUAUCUCACAGGAAGACAGAACUUCAGGAGAGGCAGAAAAUAUACAGAUGGCUUGCAUGGGCCCCCGGCAUUCCAAAAUGCAUUGAUGCCAAGUCAGAGGCCGAUCUCCCCCAGGACGCUCGCUUUGACAACGAGAAGCGCAGUGACUUUGUGGGAUCCCUUCAAUAUGCGCUUUUGGAGCUCUCUCUGAAAAAACUUGCAAUCAAGUUUGGAAAGUCUUGGAAUGACCUGGAUGACUUCAAAAGGAUCUUCUGGAAGCUAAGAAGCCCUAUAGCUGAAUACACCAUGAUGCACUGGAAAGAAGAAUGGUUUUUUGGUUACCAGUUCCUCAAUGGCUCAAAUCCACGGAUGAUAACUAGGUGCAAGGAGAUUCCCUCGAACUUCCCUGUCACUGGAGACAUGGUGCAGUCCUCUCUGAUACCUACAACCACUUUGAAGCAAGAACUCAAGAAAGGAAAUAUAUUCCUGGUUGAUCAUGUGAUACUGGACGGGAUUCCUGCCAAUGUAAUCAGAGACAGGACACAGCACAUAGCUUCACCGCUUUGCUUACUGUAUGAGCAUCCUGAGAAAGGUCUCAUUCCCAUCGCCAUACAGCUCGAACAGAAACCCGAUAAGGACACACCUAUAUUUCUACCUAGCGAUCCACCUCUGGCCUGGUUAUUGGCUAAGAUGUGGGUUCGUCAUGCUGAGUUCCAAGUCUUUCAGUUGUUAUCACAUCUGCUGCGCACACACUUGGUGGUGGAAGUGAUCUGUGUGGCCACACUCCGACAGCUGCCUGCUGUUCACCCCAUAUACAAGCUCUUGGCUCCACACUUGAGGUAUACGCUUGAGAUUAACUGCCGUGGCAGAACACAGCUCAUUUCCCCAGAUGGCAUCUUCAAAAGGGUGGUAUCAACUGGUGGAGAUGGACUCUUGAUUCUGGCACAGAGGGAGUAUAAAGUGUUAACUUAUCGCUCCCUCCAGCCCAAAUUUGACUUCUUGGAUAGAGGAGUUACUAAACUAAAAGACUAUUUCUACAGGGACCAUUCACUGAUGCUGUGGGAUGUGAUUCACAAUUUUGUUUCAGGAAUAGUUUCCCUGUACUACAAGAGUGACAGCGAAAUUGAACAGGACUCGGAACUUCAGGCUUGGAUUAACGAUGUGGCUACGGAGGGCUUUGUGGAUCUGCCUCAAUUUGGCCUAGCCAGUGAGCUGAAAACAACAGAAGAACUCAUCACACUGUUAAGCGUGGUCAUCUUUACCAGCACAGCACAACAUGCUGCCACCAACAAUGGACAGUUUGAUUGGUGUGCAUGGGUUCCCAAUACACCCUGCACCAUGCGGCACCCUCCACCAACAGAUAAGGAUGCUGUCACCAUGGAUCUGAUCAUGGAGACACUCCCUGAUAUCAGCCAGUCCUGUGUGCAGAUGGCCAUCACAUGGCAUUUGGGCAGAGCACAGCCGGAUGCGAUCCCAAUGGGCCAGUAUAUGGAACAGUACUUUACUGAGCCUGCUGCUGUAAGGGCGAUUGAUAAAUUCAGAAAGGAGCUGAAAGAACUGGAGGAGCAGAUAAUAGCUCAGAAUGAGGGACUAGAACUGCAGUACCUCUAUCUGUGUCCAAGCCGCAUAGAAAACAGCAUCACCAUUUAGAGAAAACUCUCAUUCUGAAUUUGUGUGUAUGUGUCUAACCAUUUUCCUGAGCAACUCAUAUAUUCAAACACCACCCAUUUCUAGAGACCAAUGCCUUUCUCAGGAAUGGCAUCUAUGAGAGCAGAAACACUGUGAUAUAAUUAUGUAAUUUAUUUAGUUGUAACACUUUGUAAAGCAUUAAUGCAGCUUUUUUUUUUUUUUUUUUUUUUACAUUCAAUUUAAUGAACAGUAUUUAUUUUUACUUUAGAAAAUAGUUUUUUUAGUUUAAACUUUGUUAGAAGUCAAUAUUUGAGUGGUACUGAACUGAUUUCUGUGGAUUUGUUUGAUAAAUAUCAUCAGUUUAAAAAAAAAUGCACUUCAUAUACUACAUAUAUAGCCCAUUCUUUUUCCACAUGAAGACAAUGAAACAUGCAUUACUACUAUGCUUUCACCUUCAGCUAUAUGAAAAUCCAUGGUUUGUACAAAUACUUUCCAUAGCAAAUAAACGUUUGUUUCAUUA
This is a messenger RNA of Labeo rohita (rohu), 2859 nucleotides long. RefSeq names its product arachidonate 12-lipoxygenase (gene alox12). Gene Ontology annotation, molecular function: arachidonate 15-lipoxygenase activity; protein binding; iron ion binding. Lineage: Eukaryota; Metazoa; Chordata; Actinopteri; Cypriniformes; Cyprinidae. Gene Ontology annotation, biological process: lipid oxidation; linoleic acid metabolic process. The record is from RefSeq and is a predicted model, not a curated record. The coding region runs from base 348 to 2360 and encodes 670 amino acids. The transcript is spliced from 16 exons.